Molecule: messenger RNA, 577 nt
Organism: Labrus mixtus (cuckoo wrasse)
Lineage: Eukaryota; Metazoa; Chordata; Actinopteri; Labriformes; Labridae
Gene: morn2
Product: MORN repeat containing 2
Exons: 6
Coding region: 67-504 (145 amino acids)
Source: RefSeq, a predicted model, not a curated record
GUGCACAGAGCGUUUUCACUGUCGUAUUCUGAAAGCCAUCUGUCUGCUGAGGGGAAGCUGUCACGGAUGUCUGAUAAGAAGGACACUGAUUAUUUGAUAACGCCUGGGGAAGAGCCUAUAAAGGUGUCCUACAUUUUCCCGAAUGGAGACAGAUAUGAGGGGGAGUGCAGCAGGGGUGCAGCAGGGGCGUUGAUGAGGAGUGGUACUGGGAAACACACAUCAGCAGGGGGUGUGAUAUACACUGGAGAGUGGCAUGAAGACAAAAUCCAUGGUAGAGGGACCCUGCAGCAUCCCUCCGGAGCAAUAUACGAAGGAGGAUUCAAAGAUAACAUGUAUGAAGGGACAGGAACAUACACCUUCCCAGACGGCUCUGUGUACAAAGGUCAAUUUCACAAGGACAGGUUGGAGGGAGAAGGGGCGUUCACUGACACACAGGGACUGGCAUGGACAGGGGAGUUCCAUGGCAAAGCAGCACUGGGCCUGAAACUGCAGUAUAACAGUUAAGACAAAAAACAAACAUGGAUGAGCUAAUCUGAAUAUGGUAUUUUCCUCAUUGACAUUCAACUUUAUGGAAUAA